AUGGAUCUUUGGCCAAGACAGAGACAAUCCUUUUCUGGCUUCACUCUAGCUGAGGUUGAGAAAAUGAAGCAUUUACAUAAAGAAUCUAGCGAACAGUCUUUGAAUGAGGAGUUUUAUAAGAAUCUGGCAAGACUUUUCAAUCGUUCCAGUGGUCGUGCUGGAAAAUCUGUUGUGAAGUGGACUGAGGUUUUUGUCUUCUGCUUUCGAUUAACUAAUUCCAUAGGCAACGACUCGGUCCCUCUAGAGAGACUUCAAGGGUUGAAGCUGAAACUGCUUCGAUACCUGAAGGUGCAUAUUCUUGACACGUUUUUCAGCUUGUACCUAAUAUCUGGAUACAAUUCUUGGAAGUGGAUUCUUCUGCUUGUAAUAAUUUAUCUUUAA
Molecule: messenger RNA, 381 nt
Organism: Fraxinus pennsylvanica
Lineage: Eukaryota; Viridiplantae; Streptophyta; Magnoliopsida; Lamiales; Oleaceae
Source: the annotation of a GenBank genome assembly